GUUACUUGUGAAUUGAACAUCUUAGCUGAUUAAAGGUUAUAUUGACUUUCUGGUAGAUGUGCAACCGCCUUCUAGAAGAAGCAUGCAAGAAGGAACCAGGAAAAGUGAACACACUGAGAUUUCAGUGGAUGUCAAAGCAUACAAGUGUCAAAUUUGUGACAAGAGUUAUCCACAGAAACACCACUUGGCUCGUCAUAUUAGAGCACACAAUGAUGAGACACCAUACCAAUGUCUGCAUUGUCAUAAAGAAUAUAAACUAAAACAAUCCUUCACCUACCAUAUGAGAACACAUACUGGUGAGUCACCGUACCCUUGCCUAUUAUGCGAUCGGUCGUUCCGUUCUCGGCAAUCGCUCGACUACCACGUACAAGCACAUUCAGGUGAUAAACCCCAUGCAUGUGAAAUUUGCAACAAAAGAUUCUCCCGCAAAGGUCAUUUGAAAUACCACCAGAGGACGCACACAGGUGAGAAACCAUUCCCUUGCUCGUUGUGUGAUAAAAGCUCAAGGUCCAAACAGGCUUUGGAAAUGCAUAUGCGAAGUCAUACUGGUGAGCGUCCGUUUAAAUGUAAAAAGUGCCAUAAAUGCUUCACACAAAACAGUGCUUUGGAUAAUCAUCAAAAAAUACACACAGGUUUGAAACCGUUCCAGUGUGAGCUCUGUGAAAAACGAUUUGGUCAGAAAGGCAACUUGGAACAUCAUCUGCGAAUUCAUACCGGGGAAAAACCAUUCCAAUGUGAACUAUGUGCUACGCGAUUUGCACGUAAGGAUUACCUUGAGCAGCAUUUGAGAAAGCACACCGGGGAGAAACUAUAUCGAUGUAUUCAGUGCUCAAAAUCUCUGAGUUCAAAGCAGUCACUGGACUGGCACAUGAGAACACACACUGGUGAGAAACCAUAUCAGUGUGAAUUAUGUGAACGGAAGUUUGCCUUGAGAACAACAUUGAAUCACCAUAUGGUAACUCACUCAGGAAAAAAACGAAAGAAAAGAAACAGUUCAAAAAAACCAACGAAUUUCUUGCAAAUGGAAAUACAGCACAGUGAACAACCUUUUCUUUUUGCCCAGACUGAGAAAAUAUUUUUCGAAAUUUUUUUAAAUACAUCAAAAUUUAGAAAACAAAGCAAAUCUUUGCCAUCGUUAAAAGGACUCGUAAAGAAAAUUAUCUCGUGCUACCACCUGACUCAUUGUGUGAUAUGUCCGUUGACCACAAUCUGCUUAACGGAACAUUUCCGUAAAAAUGUUUUUGAGACUGAAGGGUAUGAAGAGUUCAGGCCUUUAUUUUUUAUGUGA
Molecule: messenger RNA, 1288 nt
Organism: Saccoglossus kowalevskii
Lineage: Eukaryota; Metazoa; Hemichordata; Enteropneusta; Harrimaniidae
Biological process (GO): regulation of DNA-templated transcription
Molecular function (GO): RNA polymerase II cis-regulatory region sequence-specific DNA binding; DNA-binding transcription factor activity, RNA polymerase II-specific
Source: RefSeq, a predicted model, not a curated record